CUCCUGGGCUCAAGUGAUCUUUCCACCUGGGACCCCCAAAGUGCUAGGAUUACAGGCGUGAGCCACCCCACCUGCAAUGUUAAUCAUAGUGAUUCAUGGUGCUACUGUGCAUCAGUCUGUUUUAAGCUCCUUAUAUAAAUUAUGUCCUUGAGUCCUCAGAGCAGCCCUAUAAGAUAAGAACUGAGGAAGCCGAGGCCCGGAGUAGUUAAGGGACUUGCCUGAGGUUGCACAGCCAGGAAGUCGCAGCGCUGGGUUGGAAAUCCAGGAAGCCCAGCUGCACAGUGUGAUUUUGCUAAACAGCUGAAUGGGGGCCCAGGGCUGGAAAAGCAGCCACCCAAGGCUUCAGGCAUUGUGCCCCUGUCCCAAGACCUGUGUUUCCUGGUCCCCACAGCUCACACACCGAAGGCCCAGCCCCCGUGUCCCCCACUGGGCUGGGAGGAGGUGUGGGAACCCAGCAGGUUUGGGUUUACUCUUUUCUCCCCUGCUGUGGGUUCACAGAGCCACCGCCCAGGCUGCCCGGAUGGGGAAAGUGAUUAAAAGCUGGUCGGAGCACCCAGACUCCACUCUCCAGACAGCAGGGUCAACUGCCCAGGACCCUGAGCCCAGGCCUAGACUGACAGACGGACGCACGGACAGGCAGAUGCCCCUUGGCUGGCUAGCCGCUCUCCUGAGCCUGCUUAGUGGGGUCCCGCUACCCAGGGGCUCCGGGGGGCCUGGAUUCCAGCCCUGGGCUGCAGCCAAUGAGACCCCGGCUCUGGACCGAGGGGCCCCGGCCCCCCAGGUGCCGGCCCCUGCCCUUGGCAGCUGGAAGGCCUUCUUGGGGCUGCAGAAAACCAGGCGGCAGGAGACAGACGCCCUGCAGCGCAGGCAGGAGGUGGCCACUGCCCUGUCUCUGCCGCUGGACCCGCAGGAAGCCACCCAGGAGAUGUGUAAGGCUGUGCCCUUCAUUCAGGUCCUCUCCCGACCAGGCUGCACGGCCGCCCGCGUCCGCAACCACCUGUGCUUCGGCCGCUGCUCCUCCCUGUACGUCCCCAGCUCGGACGCCGCGCCCGCGCCCACAGUCCUCUGCAGCCGCUGUGGGCCCUCCCGCCGGCGCCGGGCCCCCGUGCUCCUGUGGUGUCGCAGCGGCAGCCCGGCCGCCCGGCGGCGGCGGGUGAAGAUCUCCGCGGAGCUGGUCGAGGGGUGCCGGUGCGGCCCGGAGGCCUGAGCACGGGCACCGAGACGCCACG
This is a messenger RNA of Microcebus murinus (gray mouse lemur), 1229 nucleotides long. It is a transcript of the gene DAND5, whose product is annotated as DAN domain BMP antagonist family member 5. Lineage: Eukaryota; Metazoa; Chordata; Mammalia; Primates; Cheirogaleidae. The record is from RefSeq and is a predicted model, not a curated record.